GAGGCAGGGGGCGGAGGGGCCGGGAGUCCGGCGCUUUAUCUUCGUCUGCGGCCGGGCUGGCGGUGUUGCCGGCCGUGGACACCCGGAGAGCUGCCCGGAGCUGACCUUCCUGCCGGCCGCGCUCCGACGGCCCCCGGUUCUGCCUUCCUUGCCGAGGUCCCCGCUGCCGGGCUCCGGCCCCAGAUAACACAAUGGUGGGCGAAGAGAUGUCUCUAAGAAAACGGCUGUCAAAGUCCAGUGACGAUCCUGAAGAAAAGGAAGACCAGGGGAACCCUGCAAAGCAGGCCCCAGAGAAUCCCCCCUUAGGCCGGGUUGACAUAAAAGAGUUAAUUGCAAAGAAGAAACAGUUGACAGCAGAGGCAGAGGAAUUGAAGCCAUAUUUUAUGAAGGAAGUUGGCACUCACUUUGAUGAUUUUGUGACCAAUCUCAUUGAAAAGUCAGUCUCAUUAGAUAGUGGUGGGUGUGCGCUCACAUCCUUUUCUGUUCUUGGAGGAGUGAACAACCAUAGAGCUAAAGAUCUGAGAGCACCUCCAGAACAUGGAAAGAUUUUUGUUAUAAGGCGAUCUCUCUUAGAUGAGCUGUUCGAGGUGGACCACAUCAGAACAAUAUAUCACAUGUUUAUUGCCCUCCUCAUCCUCUUUAUCCUCAGCACACUUGUGGUAGAUUACAUUGAUGAAGGAAGGCUGGUGCUUGAGUUCAAUCUCAUAUAUUAUGCUUUUGGCCAGCUUCCUGUUGUUAUAUGUACAUGGUGUGCCAUGUUCUUGAGUACACUUUCAGUUCCCUACUUCCUCUUUCAACAUUGGGCCAGAGGCUACAGCAAGAGUUCUCAUCCAGUGAUCCAUUCUUUCUUCCAUGGCUUGCUUCUCAUGGUCUUCCAGAUUGGAAUUCUAGGUUGUGGACCAACAUAUGCUGUAUUAGCAUAUACACUGCCACCAGCUUCCCGGUGCAUUGUCAUCUUUGAACAGAUUCGUAUGAUAAUGAAGGUCCAUUCAUUUGUCAGAGAGAAUGUGCCUCGGGUAUUGACUUCAGCUAAGGAGAAAUCAAGAACUGUCCCAGUACCCACAGUCAACCAGUACUUGUAUUUCUUGUUCGCGCCAACCCUCAUCUACCGGGACAACUACCCCAGGACUCCCACUGUAAGGUGGGGUUAUGUGGCUAUGCAGUUUGCACAGGUGUUUGGCUGCUUAUUUUAUAUGUACUACGUCUUUGAAAGGCUCUGCGCCCCCUUGUUUCGGAAUAUCAAGCAGGAGCCCUUCAGUGCUCGUGUUCUGGUCCUAUGUGUAUUCAACUCCAUCUUGCCAGGUGUGCUGGGGCUGUUACUUACUUUUUUUGCCUUUUUGCACUGUUGGCUCAAUGCCUUUGCCGAGAUGUUACGCUUUGGUGACAGAAUGUUUUAUAAGGAUUGGUGGAAUUCCACAUCCUACUCCAACUAUUACAGGACCUGGAAUGUGGUGGUCCAUGACUGGCUGUAUUACUAUGCUUACAAGGACUUUCUCUGGUUUUUCACUAAGAGAUUCAAGUCUGCUGCCAUGUUAGCCGUCUUUGCUGUGUCUGCUGUCGUGCAUGAAUACGCCUUAGCUGUUUGCUUGAGCUUUUUCUACCCAGUGCUCUUCGUGCUUUUCAUGUUCUUUGGAAUGGCUUUCAACUUCAUUGUCAAUGACAGCCGGAAAAGGCCGAUUUGGAACGUCAUGAUGUGGACUUCACUUUUUGCGGGCCAGGGAGUCCUCCUGUGCUUUUAUUCCCAAGAGUGGUAUGCACGUCAGCACUGUCCUCUGAAAAAUCCCACAUUUCUGGAUUACAUCCGACCACGUUCCUGGACUUGCCGCUACGUGUUUUAGAAGCUUGGACUUGGUUUCCUUCCUUGACACUGAAGACUGGGUAUUCUGCCUGACUUGGGGCCGGCAUCUAUUUCCAGCUGUUACUGAUGAAGUUAUCCCUGUUGUUUGGACCACUCCAGGCUUGACAGAUGACUCACUCCAUCCCUAGGUCAUCUGGAGCUGAGCUGUUGGAAGUUUACUGGACUUAAUGUAUACUUAAGCAGUGCUUUUUUGUAUUACUUUGCGGAGAAGGAAGACUUAAUAGCUAACGUAAUGACAGAUGUUUGCUGGGUCAUAUUGGCUUAAGCCUCAGAAAUUAAAUGUUUUCUUUCUCGACUAUCUAAUUAGAGGCUAAACAUCAUGUUUCCUUGGCCAUUGAAUUAGCCAAACCACUUAUGAAGAAAUCAUUUAAAUACCUCUGGCUUAGAAAUUUUUUCAUGCACACUGGUGGAAUGUAUGCUAAUUAACCAUGCAAUUGGGAAAGAAAAGUUUUGCUAUUUCUAGUAGAGAGAAAAUAUCUACUUUCCAAAGAUAACCUUAUUAUAAAUCCUAAUUUGUGGAUGGUUGUUCUUCUCAGCCUGUAUUUUUUUGAAAAAAGCUUGGUUCUACCCAAGUUUUAUCUUGUUUUACUAUACAGUGUAGGUCAUGGUUUCUAUGAAGCAAAAUUACAUCUUUCACCUUGAAUUCUUGAGGUUUCAUUCAUAAUAUUAUAUAUGAGAAGAACAGAAAUAGGAUGGGAAAGAAAAAGAAGGCACGGGACAAAGAAAAAUAUUUCCUCAUAACUUUCAAAGAAAUUUUUUUUAAAAACUUGCGGAAUCAAUCAUAUGUUUAAAUUAUUUUAUCAUGUAACUUGUAUGGAAAAUAAUUUUUAAAAACUUUAAGGUCAUAACUUCUUUUAAGUUAUUUAGAAGUAUCCUUUGGUACAGUUAUUUUAUUGUCUAAUAACUACUGACUUGAAUUAAUUUGCAGACUAGUAAGUCUGUAACAGAAGUAUUAAUCGCCUCCAAUAAUAUUAAAGUGAUUCUUAAAGAUCCAGAA
Molecule: messenger RNA, 2855 nt
Organism: Myotis lucifugus (little brown bat)
Lineage: Eukaryota; Metazoa; Chordata; Mammalia; Chiroptera; Vespertilionidae
Gene: SOAT1
Product: sterol O-acyltransferase 1
Exons: 16
Coding region: 192-1838 (548 amino acids)
Biological process (GO): cholesterol homeostasis; cholesterol metabolic process; cholesterol efflux
Cellular component (GO): endoplasmic reticulum membrane
Molecular function (GO): fatty-acyl-CoA binding; cholesterol O-acyltransferase activity; cholesterol binding
Source: RefSeq, a predicted model, not a curated record